Molecule: messenger RNA, 1304 nt
Organism: Cyprinodon tularosa
Lineage: Eukaryota; Metazoa; Chordata; Actinopteri; Cyprinodontiformes; Cyprinodontidae
Gene: mvb12ba
Product: multivesicular body subunit 12Ba
Exons: 10
Coding region: 262-1143 (293 amino acids)
Biological process (GO): virus maturation; regulation of epidermal growth factor receptor signaling pathway; viral budding
Cellular component (GO): late endosome; ESCRT I complex
Source: RefSeq, a predicted model, not a curated record
AGCCUGAAGCUAGGUAGCCUGUAGCUAGCAGGAAGCUCGCGCUGUGGUUGGUUAGUGAAGUUUAAUGAAAUGUUGUAAAUGUUGGCGACCAGCGGUUAACCAGGCUGGUUAGUUGGUUAGAAUUAAUCCAUCGAUCGUUCCUCCUAACAUGUUAGCUGCUAGCUAGCUAUAGCUAGUUCUGUGGUUAGCUGAAGCUAACCGUUAGCUUCUUGGCCAAAACAAUCGACCUCAGACGGAGUGGAGCGCCUGAGCUCUGCAGCGAUGCCUGAGGUGCGGGACCUUUCAGAGGCUUUACCGGAGAUGUCCAUGGAUCCCAUCACUGGCGUUGGAGUCGUGGCUUCCAGGAACAGGGCCCCCACUGGAUAUGAUGUGAUAUCUACAACCACGGAUGGCCUGGAUGCAGACCUGUGGAAGGAUGGCCUGUUCAAAUCCAAGGUGACGCGCUACCUCUGCUUCACCAGAGUUUUCUCCAAGGAAAAUAGCCAUUUAGGCAACGUUCUUGUAGACAUGAAGCUAAUCGAUAUAAAGGACACCCUGCCGGUGGGCUUCAUCCCCAUUCAGGAGACGGUGGACACUCAGGAGCAGGCCUUCAGAAAGAGGCGGCUGUGCAUCAAGUUCAUCCCCAGAGACUCUACAGAGGCGGCCAUCUGCGACAUCCGGAUCCUGGGCCGCACCAAGCAGGCCCCCCCUCAGUACACCUUCAUUGGGGAGCUGAACAACAUGGGAAUCUGGUACCGCAUGGGGACCGUUCCUCGGGCUCAGGACUCCACCCACGCACCAACCACCAACAAUGUCCAGAACGCUAAUUCAUGCGCCGUCCCCGUCCCCGCGGCUCCUCUCCCCAAACACAUCUCCAUGACGCUGCCCGCCAGCUUCAGAGGGAAGAACGCCACCAGGCCAGACUACGAGCACCAGAACUCCAACCUUUACGCCAUCUCAGCGAUGGACGGGGUUCCUUUCAUGAUUUCGGAGAAGUUUGCCUGUGCCUCCUCUGAUCUGCAGCAGGUGGAUCUGAUGGGCAUCACCAUCAAGACGCUGGCUGAGAUCGAGAAAGAGUAUGAUUACAGUUUCCGCACGGAGCACAGCGCAGCGGCUCGCCUCCCCCCCAGCCCCACGCGGACCUCCCUGAGCUCCGAAGCCUGACGCUCCUCUUCCUGAACCGCCCUGUUGGUAGGGAACACCCACAGGAGAGACCUGCACACAACUACUGAGUACCUGGCCCCCGACGCGUGAAGAAGGUCCGAGUCCAGCUGGAGCUGCUGUUCCCUUCAUACGCAGGGCAGAGCGGAUCCAGGGGGGCGACA